CCCUUUAAAUUAAAUCUAUCAUGCAUUUUCUUCCCUAAUAUCCCUUAAUUCCCAAAUCUUCCGUGCACAUUUACAGAUAAACAGAUAUGGCAUUUCGUCUUCACCUUUUUUCAUCCUUUCUUUUGAUUCUCAUAACCAUUCUUUCAUCUGGACCAAACGCGGCUGAAGGUGCAAGAGUUUUCACAAUAAUAAACGACUGCAAGGAAACCAUCUGGCCGGGGGUGACCCCAGGAGAUAACUUCAACGGUGGUGGCUUUGAACUCAAGUCAGGCCAAUCGGUCGUCUUCAAUGCUCCAGUCGGGUGGAGCGGUCGCAUAUGGGGUCGAACCGGCUGCAAGUUCGAUAAAAACGGCAAUGGUUCUUGCCAGACCGGGGACUGCGGCAACACCCUCAAGUGUAAAGGCUCAGGCGAAACUCCGGCAUCACUUACCGAAUUCACCCUUGCCAACCUCGAUUUCUACGAUGUGAGCCUCGUUGAUGGCUUUAAUCUGCCAAUUGUAGUCAAGGCCUUUGGCAAGGGAAAUUGCAGUACGGCUGGAUGUGAGUCGGACCUGAGAAAAACUUGCCCGUCGGAGUUGUCGGUGAAGUCUAACGGGAAGGUUAUUGCUUGCCGGAGCGCGUGCGAUGUGUUCAACACGGAUGAGUACUGUUGCAGAGGAAUUUAUGGGAAUUCUGCCGUUUGCCAACCUACGUAUUACUCCAAGAAGUUCAAGAAUGCAUGCCCCACUGCAUAUAGUUAUGCCUAUGAUGAUCCAACCAGCAUUUUCACUUGCACCGGAUCCGACUAUAUCAUCACCUUCUGCGCAUCCAACAGGAAGCAAACGGUAUGCAGUUACCACGGUCGAAAGCUGAUAUGCAGCGGAGCAAACGGCUUCAGAUCCUUGGUGGGAAGAUGGUGGGGGCUCAUGCUGGCACUGGUAUUAAUGACUAAUAUGUGGGUUAUAUCUUAAGGACAUAUAAUUCGGCCUUUGUUCUAGAAAAUUUAUUGGUUUUUUUUUUUUUUUUUUUUUUUUUUUUUUUUUUUUUUUUUCAUUUAAUGAGUGUACGAUGCCCAGCUAUCUCACCUCUUUUUAACAAUCCAAGAAAAAUACGUUAAUGGGAAUAUAAAAAGUACUAUCCAAU
Rubroshorea leprosula is the source of this 1122-nucleotide messenger RNA. NCBI's taxonomy places the organism in Eukaryota, Viridiplantae, Streptophyta, Magnoliopsida, Malvales, Dipterocarpaceae. The record is from the annotation of a GenBank genome assembly.